Messenger RNA from Sorghum bicolor (sorghum), 1375 nucleotides. RefSeq names its product S-adenosylmethionine carrier 1, chloroplastic/mitochondrial. Gene Ontology annotation, cellular component: mitochondrial inner membrane. Gene Ontology annotation, molecular function: S-adenosyl-L-methionine transmembrane transporter activity. Gene Ontology annotation, biological process: transmembrane transport. Bases 266 to 1126 code for a protein of 286 amino acids. The record is from RefSeq and is a predicted model, not a curated record. The transcript has 12 exons. Lineage: Eukaryota; Viridiplantae; Streptophyta; Magnoliopsida; Poales; Poaceae.
AUUUGAGAGGCAGGCUUAUACAACAGAUAAAACAAUCAGCCAUAUCCUGGCAGGCACUGGCAUCCAUCCUGAGUUCCUGACGGAGUGACGGCUCGAGAGCGUCGCUGCUUUGGGUUCUUCGGUUCUCCCCUCCUUUUCUUUCCCCCGUUCGCCUCACGGGCCCCCGGCUCUCGCGCGCGCCUUUCUUGCCUUGCUGCCACGACUGGGCGAGCGCCGCCGCCCUUAGCCAGUUCUUCGCAGGCGACGACCACCCCACCAGUCAGACAUGGGAGAAGGCGGAGAAGAGAAGUCGUUCAAUUUCCUUCAAAUUUUGCUCGAGGGAAGCAUAGCUGGAGGAACCGCUGGUGUUGUUGUGGAAACAGCAUUGUACCCUAUUGAUACUAUAAAAACCAGGCUUCAGGCUGCUCGUGGUGGAAGCCGAAUUGAAUGGAAAGGCUUGUAUUCUGGAUUGGCUGGAAAUCUAGCUGGUGUCCUGCCGGCCUCUGCAAUAUUCGUCGGAGUGUAUGAGCCGACUAAAAGAAAACUACUGGAGACACUUCCUGAAAAUUUGAGUGCAGUUGCCCAUUUUACUGCAGGGGCCAUUGGUGGUAUUGCUGCUUCCCUUGUCCGUGUCCCUACAGAGGUGGUCAAACAAAGAAUGCAAACCGGUCAAUUCAAGUCUGCGCCUGAUGCUGUUCGUCUCAUUGUCGGUAAAGAAGGGUUUAAAGGACUGUACGCUGGUUAUGGUUCCUUUCUACUUCGAGAUCUUCCAUUCGAUGCCAUUCAAUUCUGCAUUUACGAGCAGCUUCGAAUUGGUUACAAACUUGUGGCAAGGAGGGAGUUGAAUGAUCCAGAGAAUGCGCUUAUUGGUGCUUUUUCUGGCGCCAUCACUGGAGCUAUAACUACUCCCUUUGAUGUCAUGAAGACAAGAUUGAUGGUUCAGGGACAAGGGAACCAAUACACUGGAAUUGUAAGCUGUGCUCAGACAAUCCUCAGAGAGGAGGGCCCUAAGGCAUUCUUGAAGGGCAUUGAGCCGCGAGUGCUGUGGAUUGGCAUCGGUGGAUCCAUAUUUUUUGGUGUGCUGGAGAAAACCAAGUCGAUGCUAGCCGAGAGGAGGAAACGCGAGCUACCCGUCAAGGACGAAUGAACGAAGAUCAGUUAAAUAAUUUAUGUCCACGUUGAAUCAUUCUUGUAGUUCUUUUUUUUCACGUUGAAUCCUUAUCCUGUGAAAUUAGAUAAACAGAAUACACAAUUUUACUUGCCAGUAGUGCUUCAGCCUACAAAGGAUUUUAAGACAGAUUAAGAAAGAAUACAAGAGAAGCAAUGUACCAACUGAACACAUCAAGGCUGCUAGUUCUGGUGAUAGUGAUCGAUGAACCUAAGAAUAUGUGGCUUA